UUUGCUACUUGGUCUGUGUGGUGUUAUUCUUUUCACGUGUAUUUUUGACAGAUGCGAAUUCCGUCUUACAAAUAUAAAUAAAAACCUUUGUAAUGGCGAAAUCAAUUAGAAGUAAAUGGAAGCGAAAAUGCAGAGCUAUAAAGCGGGAACGAUAUGCUGUAAAAGAACUGUCCAGGCUAAAGAAGAUGUUGGGAGUAAAAGAGGAAGAAAAAGUGACUGAAAGUGAGGUUAUGGAGUCGGAUCAAGUUAUUUUCCUUGACGCUGGACAGAUUAAUAAGAAAAAGAAGAACAAAAAGAAGACCGAGGAACCGAAACCCACACCAGAGGAAGACGAUGAUGUCCAAAUGAGUUCGGAUGACGAAAAUAUCGAGAUAGACUGUGAGAAUGGCAAGAAAAGAGUGUUUAGUUCUAAAACCCUCAAAGAUCAGAACGGGCAAUACCCAGUAUGGUUACACAAAAGAAAGAUCGCGAAGUUAGCCUGCAACAAAAAGAACAUGAAGAAUAAAAAGAAAUCAAAGAAACGAAGAAAAUAACCAAUAGAUCACGUUAGUUUUAUCUUAAGUUACUUGAACUCAAACAUGCAACUUCUGCAUUGUGCAUAUGUCAUAUUUUAUUCUGUAUUGUCUACCUGCAGCCAAGAUACAGUCCUUGAUUAAAGGUUAUGAUUAUUACA
Molecule: messenger RNA, 673 nt
Organism: Pararge aegeria (speckled wood butterfly)
Lineage: Eukaryota; Metazoa; Arthropoda; Insecta; Lepidoptera; Nymphalidae
Product: protein LLP homolog
Exons: 1
Coding region: 93-533 (146 amino acids)
Biological process (GO): dendrite extension
Cellular component (GO): nucleolus
Molecular function (GO): RNA binding
Source: RefSeq, a predicted model, not a curated record